This is a messenger RNA of Oreochromis niloticus (Nile tilapia), 4798 nucleotides long. RefSeq names its product integrin alpha-M-like. Lineage: Eukaryota; Metazoa; Chordata; Actinopteri; Cichliformes; Cichlidae. Gene Ontology annotation, biological process: integrin-mediated signaling pathway; cell-matrix adhesion; cell-cell adhesion. The coding region runs from base 828 to 4262 and encodes 1144 amino acids. The record is from RefSeq and is a predicted model, not a curated record. Gene Ontology annotation, cellular component: integrin complex; external side of plasma membrane. Gene Ontology annotation, molecular function: integrin binding. The transcript is spliced from 29 exons.
UUUCAAUAUUGAUCCUGUGGCUUGGAGGACCCUGAGUAACUCUGCUGCUGGUUUUGGCUACCAGGUGGUUCAAAGACAAUCAGAUGCCUUUCAGAACACUCAAGGACACUGUCCAGAGCAGUAGUAAGUAGUAAAAAUAGGCAUAAAAGCAGGGAACAUGCACAAUAAUGAGAAACAUAAUAGAAAGAACAGAUUAAAAGUUAGCAGAGUGGACAGGUUAUGUGGAAUAAGCUAUUUUGAACAGGUGAGUUUUGAGACUUCUAGACUUAAAGAGAGAAAAUGAGGUGAUAUUUCUCAUAUCAGGAGGUAGGGAAUUCCAGAGUCGAGGAGCAGAGCAACUGAAGGCCCUGCCCCUCCAUAGUGACAAGACGGUGGGAAGGAACGGAGAGAGAACGAGAAGAAGAGGAUCUGAGGCACCGAGAUGGGAUGGUGAUCUGAACCAAAUCAGAGAGAUAUGGAGGGGAGAGAAGAUGAAUAGUGAAUGUAUACAGAAGUAUUUUAAAGUUGAUGCAAUGUUUGACUGGAGGCCAGUGAAGGUGCUUCAGGACAGGGGUGAUGUGGUGGGAAUCCCAGUGAUAAUAUGGGCAGCAGAGACCUGGACACGUUGAAGCUUAUUGAUGGACUUUUGAGUAAGGCCGAAAAGAAGUGAAUUACAGUAAUCGAUCCGAGAAGUAACAAGGCUAUGAACAAGAAUGGCAGUGGCAUGUGGGGUGAGAAAGGGACGGAGAUGAUUAAUGUUACGCAAUUGGAAAUAUGCAGAGCGAGUAACAUUAUUGAUGUGUGAGUUAAAUGAUAAAUUAAUUCAGCUAAGCAAAAGGUGAGGGAGGAUGGAGGAAGAGUGGACAAAUAAAGCUGGGUGUCAUCAGCAUAACAGUAAAACUGGGGCAAAAAUCAGACUGGAACUGUUCAUAGAGAUUAUUGUUAUUUACCUACAAUUCACUGUCUGGACUUACAUCAUUGACUGGAUUUAUUUCUUUAGUGUGCUCGUCAGUGCCCCAGUGGAACAAUAUUCACAAAAUCGAAGCGGGAAAAUUUAUAACUGCACCACCUCUCCCCCAAACUGCCAAACUAUCCAGUUUGAAGCACCAGAUUAUGCAGUCAACAUGUCGCUUGGUCUGACAAUGAAAAGUGACCCCACAACACAAAACACUGUGGUGUGUGGUCCAACCAUCCCAAAGGACUGCAAAAGUAUCACCAUGUACAAUGGUGUGUGCUUUCAGAUGGACCAUUCUAAUAGGCUUGUUACACCCAUACCACCUUCUCCUCAAGCUUGCCCACCGUUGCAAGCAGACAUUGCUUUUCUGUUGGAUGGUUCAGGCAGCAUAUAUAGUGGAGACUUUCAAAUAAUGAAGACAUUUGUGAAAGCACUAAUUCAGUCAUUUCUCUCAAAUGAAGCACAGUUUUCUGUUACCCAGUUCUCUUGGUCACCGAUUGUCCACUUUUAUUUGAAGAAAUUUACCUCAUCUGGAUCAGUGGGGACUGACGUUGAUGGAAUCAGACAGCUCGAGGGAGCUACUUACACGGCUAAUGCCAUCAGAUAUGUUGUGGAAAAUGUUUUCAUCCCACAAAGAGGUUCCAGACCAAAUGUAAGGAAGGUCUUGAUAGUAAUUACUGAUGGACAAUCUACAGACCCACAAAAUCUCCAAGGGGCUGCACAGCUAGCAGAGAGUAAUAACAUUAUUCGAUUUGCUAUUGGGGUGGGGAAUGCAUUUAACUAUGAGGCAGCAAAACGAGAACUGAGCACCAUUGCAUCGUCUCCCUCAGACAAUCAUGUGUUUCAAGUGGAGAAUUUCAACGCACUUGAAAAAAUAAGACAGGCUCUGCAGGACAAAAUCUUUUCCAUUGAAGGAUCUCAAAGCAGUGGAGAGUCACUGAAAAUGGAAAUGUCUCAAGAGGGAUUCAGUGCAGUUUAUGUGCCUGAGGGAAUUCAGAUGUCUAUUGUUGGUGCAAACCAGUGGAGGGGAGGCUACGUGCAAUACACAACAGGAGGCCAGAAGCUGAAAACAUAUGAGGAUGUGUCUUUGGAGCCUGACAGUUAUCUUGGUUACUCCAUGGCAAUUGCUAAAACCCAAAGUGGCUAUCUGACAGUUGUUGGUGCUCCAAGAUAUAAACACAGAGGAGUUGUGGUUGCUGUUAACAGAGAAAGCUUUGAAAACCAAAAGAUUGAGCCCUUUUCAUCACAGUAUCAGACUGGUGAAUAUUUCGGGGCAGAGGUGUGUACCAUGGACAUAAAUAAUGAUGCCAUAACUGAUCUAAUCUUCAUAUCAGCCCCAAUGUACAUGGAGCCUGAUAGAGAGGGAAGAGUUUAUGUUUGCAGAUUAACUGGUUUGUUUGUGGAGUGUAAUUUUGAUGAUCCAUUAGUACUAAGAGGACAUGCAGCUGUCAAAGGAAGGUUCGGCUCUUCUCUUGCUGUACUGCCUGAUCUAAACUCAGAUGGAUUCAGGGAUUUGGCAGUUGGAGCACCUUUGGAGAAUGAUGGUGAAGGCAGCAUCUACAUAUUUAAUGGUGAAGGAGGAGGAAGAAUCAGUCCUACUUACUCACAGAGAAUUACUGGCUCUGAAGUCCAGUCAGGACUGAAGUUCUUUGGCCUCACAAUCAGUCAGUCGUCUUUUGAUCAUAGUGGUGAUAAACUGCCCGACUUAGCGGUGGGUUCAAAGGGUAGAGCUGUCUUACUGAGAUCAAGACCCAUAGUAAUGAUUGAAGCUGAGGUGUCAUUCAGCCCAAACCAAAUCCCUACUCAGAAUGUAAGCUGCUCAAAACCAUUGGAGAACACAGCUACAGUCUGCUUUACCAUGAGCAGAGUGUCUACAGUUGAUCGAGCUCAAGCAAGAAUUAAUUAUACAUUUACACUGGAUGCCACUCGCAAACCUCCAAACAACCGAGCUUAUAUUAGUGGGAAACAACGAGAGGAGUCUCAAUCAGUCAUUGUUGACUUAAGUACACCAAACUGUUCAACUGUAAACUUCUAUAUUGAGGCCUGCCCAGACGAUGCUCUCAAUCAACUUUCCAAUGAGCUCAAAUUCACAUUUGACGGUUUUCCUUCCGACACAAAUCUCAGACCAAGUCUUGCUCAGCAGGCUCAGACAACAAUAAUUUAUCCUUUGGGUUUUGAGAUCAACUGCGGCACUGACAACAAAUGUGUCGAUGACCUGAAAGUGGAUUUCAACUUCACCGGAUCCUCAGAGGUUAAAGUGGGCAUGGAUGAGCUUUUGAAUGUCACAGUCACAGUGGAGAACAGAGGAGAAAACUCCUACAACAGUCGUGUUAUUCUCACAUAUCCAGCUGGACUCUCCUACAGGAAGUUCACCAUUCAGCAGGGAAGAAUUGAGUGCAAGUCCUUGGACAGUGAAGAUGGUUUAUCACGAGGAAGGACAGACUGCACUAUUGACAAGCCAAUUUUUAAGAGCAAAACUGAGGCUUUCUUCAUUGUCUCCUAUGGGAUUGACACCAACAGUCAACUUGCAAGAAAGAUCUUUGUCACUGCAAAUGUCACCAGUGGAAAUCAGGAGAACACUACUACAAGUGAAAUCUACAAAAUUAAAGAGAUUGCUGUGAAAUACAGCAUUUUUAUGACAUUUGAAAACACCCUCAGCUACAGCAAUUUUACUUUUGGGAUAAAUACUUUGCAGAAACCAGUUCGAAAAUCAGUCACGGUAACAAAUGAUAUCAGAGCGCUUAAUUUCACUGUGGUGAUCAAGGUUCCAGUGAAGCUUGGUGAAAAAGAGAUUUGGGUGAAUUUGAGCAGCCUACAGAUUGCAGACUGUCAGAGAGGAAAUGAUGAAGAACCAAGUGUCACAGAUUUUGUUCCAAAGAUACGAAAGGAUAAAGUGGUGGAUUGCUCUGUAGCCAUGUGCAGAGUGUUCAAGUGCAACACAUUCAUGGGAAGACUGCAGAGUAGGACAUACGAAAUAUCUGCCAACCUCAGUUCAGGAUGGAUAGAGCAGAUUGGAAUUCAAUCUGCUAAAUUCCUCUUGACCAGUACAGCCACUGUGGAGUAUGACAAAGAACAAUACAUCUACUUUUCAACAGGGUCUAACAACAACCCUCCUGUUCGCAAGAUUGUAGCAGAGGUAGAAGUGUACCCUAAGCCAGAUUUCACUAAAGCCAUCAUUGGAGGAUGCCUGGGAGGGUUGGCUAUUCUGGCUUUACUCACUGCUGGCCUGUAUAAGGCUGGGUUUUUCAAGAGCAAAUAUAAACAGAUGAUGAAAGAAAGUGCAGAAGAUGCUCCAGGGAAUGAUGCAAGUGCACUCACAGCAGAAUAAGAAAAUUACAUUUGUAAUUGUACAUUUACUGUAUAUGAAAAAUUUAAGGCCCUUCUGAUAUUUUUCGGAAUGCACAGUGUUUGUAGCAAUGUGCAUACUACCACAUUUGAUUCACUCAACAAAAGAUAGCUUGUUGUGUUUGAAAUCACUCAUUUUCUUGCUCAUUUACUAUUAUCUAUAAUAGAGGCUCCUAGCUCUGUCCUUCCACUACCUUCAAAACUGGGUUAGUAAUGAAUGGAAACGACCCAGAAUAUUAUUUUUUUUUAUAAAUUAUUUUAUGAUCUCCUUCAGGAGCAGAAAACUGCUGAAAUUAAAUUAUCUGAGCAGAAAAAUACAAUUAUCAAUCAAUGGCUUAAACUUCAGACACCUGAGGACAAAGGAGACAAAGUCUGAAUACUCAAAUAAAUGGAUGAGAUUAAAUUGGCUUGUCUGUGAAAGUCCUGUGAUGCAUUAUGGUAUCAGAAUAUCAGAAUCAGAAUCGUGUUUAUUGGCCAAGUAUAUGUGCAGACAAAUACAAGGAAUUUGGUUCCGGUAGA